This is a messenger RNA of Cornus florida, 4123 nucleotides long. RefSeq names its product protein ALWAYS EARLY 3. The transcript has 20 exons. Lineage: Eukaryota; Viridiplantae; Streptophyta; Magnoliopsida; Cornales; Cornaceae. The record is from RefSeq and is a predicted model, not a curated record. Gene Ontology annotation, cellular component: nucleoplasm; transcription repressor complex. The coding region runs from base 327 to 3899 and encodes 1190 amino acids. Gene Ontology annotation, biological process: regulation of transcription by RNA polymerase II; regulation of cell cycle; DNA-templated transcription. Gene Ontology annotation, molecular function: DNA binding.
GACAGAAAUGUUUUUAUUUCAGGUUUUUGAAUUUUUCUUUUUCUUUUUCUGAACAAUAUAUUUUCUUUUUCUUUUCAAAAAUUUAAAUAAGCUAAAGAAGAAGAUCAGAAACAACCUUGGUUCCCUGUUCUGUAUUCAAGUUUCGCGGUUAUGCCCCAAAAUUCAACUCCCUGAAUCUCUCUCUCGCUCUCUUUCUACCAAUCUUCCAUACUUCUCUGUCAAUUGAUUGUCGAUUCGCUUCUAUUUCAUGUUCGAUUGCUUCGUCACUAUCAAAAUCCACUCGUAUGAAUUUAAACUUUUGGUGAUCGGUGACUAAAGAAUUAUUUAUGGCUCCAACAAGAAAAUCUAGAAGCAUCAAUAAGAGAUUUUCUUAUGUUAAUGAGGUCUCACCUAACAAAGAUGGAGAGAAUGCUAAGAAAAGCUUGCAGCGGAAGAGGAAGUUGUCUGAUAUGUUAGGGUCUCAAUGGACCAAGGAAGAGCUGCAGCGGUUCUAUGACGCAUAUCGUAAGUAUGGGAAAGAUUGGAAAAAGGUGGCUGCCAUAGUACGUAACCGGUCUGUGGACAUGGUGGAGGCACUUUACACAAUGAAUAGGGCUUACUUAUCUCUUCCAGAAGGAACUGCUUCAGUGGUUGGGCUAAUUGCAAUGAUGACUGAUCAUUACUGUAAUCUGGAAGGAAGCAACAGUGAACAAGAAAGCACUGAUGGAACAGGGACGUCUCGUAAACCUCAAAAGCGUAGUCGGGGUAAAUUUCGGCCUAAUACAUCUAAAGGUUCCGAUGAGCAGUUUUUUCCUCAUUCACAUACAGUUGCAUCAACUUCUGGUUGCUUAUCGUUGUUGAAGAAGAAGCGCUCUGGUGGAAGCCGGCCUCGUGCUGUUGGGAAAAGGACACCACGAUUUCCUGUUUCGUAUACUUAUGAGAAAGGUAAUGGGGAAAAGUUUUUUUCUCCAACUAGGCUGGGUCUGAAAUUAAAGGUGGAUGCUAAUGAUGACGAUGUCGCUCACGAGGUAGCAUUAGCAUUGGCAGAGGCUUCACAAAGGGGUGGUUCUCCCCAAGUUUCUCAGACACCAAACAGAAGAACAGAGAGCGUUAUGUCGUCACCCAUACGGAACGGUGAAAGGAUGCAUGCUGAAUUAGAAUUGACCAGUGCCAAGCUUGGUAGUGAAAUGGAUGAAGAUGGUUUCGAAGGAAGCUUAGGAAGCAUGGAAGCUGAUAAUGAAGAUUUUUCAAGGGAUAGAAGUUUGAUGGAAACAGGUGUCCGUAAGUUGAGAGGUUACAAGUUGAGAAGACCUCAUGGAAAGAAGUUAGAAGUUGAUGACAUUGGAAACAAUAAUUUGGAUGACAUUAAGGAAGCCUGCAGUGGGACAGAAGAAGGACAAAAAUUUGAUGCUUUCAGAGGAAAGCUUGAAAUGAAGGCUGCAGAUGGAAAAGCUGAACGCUACUCCUCUCAGGUACCAAGGAAGAGAAGCAAGAAGGUUCUUUUCCGAAGAGAUGAAAGCUCUGCCUUUGAUGCCCUGCAAACUUUGGCUGAUUUGUCCUUGAUGAUGCCAACAACGACAACUGAAAAUGAAUCAUCAGUGCAGGUAAAAGAAGAAGAUAUUGAUCUUGUUGACAAGUCUGGGUUACUGAAAGCUAUGCCUGCAUAUCAUCAAAAGGACAGACUCAAAUCCUCAAGGGUUAAAGGGAAAGGGAAUCAAUUAAUGCACGGAUUUGUAGACUCUACCCUUAAAACAUCUAAACUUGGAAAGGUUUCAGUUAAUGAUAUUCCUGAAGUACAGCAGGAGCCUCAUCGGUCAAUAGCUAAAUUGUCAAGGAAAAAACAGAGGACCUUACCAUCUAAAAUUCCAAAAACUGAACCUCAUACUGAUACUCAUCCAAGUGAAUCGCAGGAGGCUGAGGGUAGUGAUGUAGGGAAGAAAUCAGUGAGUAAGAAUAAACGUUCCUCUUAUAAUGCUUCACAGCAAAAACAUGGGAAAUUGGUCAAACAUCCCGAACAUUCUUCUUCAAGCACUGAUCCAAGAAGGGAAGGAGACGAUUCAGCUGUAUCAACGGGACAGAUUCCAGUGGUAAACCAGGCUAAUUUACCAACCAAAUUUAGGAGCAGACGUAAGAUGGACCUACAGAAAACACAGGUCCUGAAAGAUCUGAAGUUUCCUGAUAAAAUUUUAAAUGACCAGCCUAAUGUACCGAUUUCUUCAGUCCAUGACGGAAUACUCAAUCUUAAAGAAAAGCUUUCCAAUUGCCUGUCAAAUCCCCGGUUACGGAGAUGGUGUGCUUUUGAGUGGUUCUACAGUUCGGUUGACUACCCAUGGUUUGCCAAAAGGGAGUUUGUGGAGUACUUGUAUCAUGUCGGAUUGGGCCAUGUUCCAAGAUUAACUCGUGUUGAAUGGGGUGUCAUAAGAAGUUCCCUAGGCAAACCACGGAGAUUCUCUGAGCAAUUUUUGAAGGAAGAAAAGGAGAAGCUGAAUCAGUACCGUGAUUCUGUUAGAAAACAUUAUACUGAACUUCGUGCAGGUACCAGGGAAGGACUUCCUACAGAUCUGGCAAGGCCUUUAUCAGUUGGACAACGUGUUAUGGCCAUUCAUCCAAAAACAAGAGAGAUUCACGAUGGAGGUGUACUAACAGUUGAUCAGAGUAGGUGCCGGGUUCAGUUUGACCGACCUGAUCUAGGGGUUGAAUUUGUCAUGGAUAUUGAUUGCAUGCCAUUAAAUCCAUUGGAAAAUAUACCUGCGUCGCUGGCAAAGCAUACAACUGCUGUUGAUAAAUUCCUUGAGAACUUGAAUGAGUUCAAAAUAAAUGCGCAGUCAAAAGAUCAGAAUCUAGAUGGGUUCAUGAAAUUUUCUCCGGGUGAAAACAUGGAGAAUUUCGAUGGUCCCUCUCAAGUGUCACCUUCAACUUAUCCCAUGAGUAACUUACUGAAGCAGGGGACUCCAACAAAUGCCAAUUCGCCAGCUAAACGUGUACCUAAGGAAACUUCUAACAAUCAACAAGCAGCAAAUUCUCAGCCUUCAAUACUAGCACAGAUCCAGGCAAAGGAAGCUGAUGUUCAGGCUCUUGCUGAGCUGACCCGUGCUCUUGAUAAAAAGGAAGCAGUGGUGUCUGAGUUGAGGCGCAUGAAUGAUGACGUGUUGGAAAACCAGAAAGAUGGCGAUAAUGCCCUCAAUGGUUCAGAGCUUUUUAAGAAACAAUAUGCUGCUGUAAUUGUACAAUUAAAUGAAAUUAAUGAGCAGGUAUCUUCUGCUCUCUAUUGCUUGAGGCAACGCAACACGUAUCAAAGGAACUCCUCACUAAUAUGGCCAAGGCCCUUGGACAAUUUUGGUGAUUCGAUCAGCCAAUUGAGCUUGUUCGAUCGUUCUGCAAGUCACAGUGAAGAGUCAGGAUCUCAUGUUAAUGAAAUUGUUGAAAGCUCCAGAAUAAAAGCCCGAACGAUGGUAGAUGCAGCUAUGCAGGCAAUGUCGUCACUGAAGGGAGGGGGAAAUACUAUUGAGAGGAUUGAGGAGGCUAUAGAUUAUGUGAGCAUUCGGCUUCCGUUAGAUGAUUCCUGCAUGCUGGCCAUGCGAACUUCUACUCCUGCUGAUCAUGGCAAUUUGGCUUCUCAAGAUAAGUUGACUUCCUGCACAUUGAAUUCACUGCAUUCACCUGAUCCAAAAUUGAAGACUGCAUCAGACGAAACUGAUGCACAAAUCCCUUCAGAACUUAUCAGUCAUUGUGUCGCUACUUUGCUCAUGAUUCAGAAGUGUACAGAACGACAAUUUCCACCAGCCGAUGUGGCCCAGAUAUUGGAUUCUGCUGUUACAAGUUUGCAACCUUGCUGUUCACAGAACCUUCCAGUUUAUGGUGAGAUUCAGAAGUGCAUGGGAAUCAUCAGGAACCAAAUAUUGGCACUCAUCCCUACCUAACCUCACACAUUGAGCCUUCGCAUAUUUGUAUAUAUCUGCAUUGUAAAGAGUGUAGUUGAUACGAGUUUCAGCUAUCAUAUUUUGAAAGCUGUGACACGAGUUCUCGAACUAAAUAUAUUUUUUCUCCCUCUCAACUUGAAUAGGGAUAUCAUAUAUACAUGUCCUGAUAAAUAGGAAGAUGACUCUUUGUACCAUUUUAUUAGUAUAUAAAGCUAGCUUUUCUA